GGUUUCGGGGCGUGUGUGUUGGGAGGGCGGGCGGAGGUGGCUGAAGGGACGCGGCGCUUGGUGAGCGCGCCGGGGAAGAGAGGCGAGCAGAGAGUGGAGGAGGAGGCGGCGGCGGCGGGAGCGCUCCCCAGGAAUGUCGCUGCCGCCGCCACCGCCGGCGCCGCUGCCGUUGAGGAGGAGACGGAGGAGACCGACGGUGUUAGGAAGAUGAUCCAUAUGAUCUUGAAGACCUUUCUGCACAGAAAUGAGGGAAAUACAAAGAACCAAAUAUAGUUCUGAACUUUGGGAUCUGUAUUUUGAGAUGAUUUUAUUUUCAGAAUGAGAAGUAUAUCUGGCUUUCUUUAUGAAUGUAGAGACAUGAGAAGAGAGUUAUGAUGGCAAAAAACAAAGAGCCUCGCCCCCCAUCCUAUACUAUCAGUGUAGUUGGACUCUCUGGGACUGAAAAAGACAAAGGUAACUGUGGAGUUGGAAAGUCUUGUUUGUGCAAUAGAUUUGUACGCUCAAAAGCAGAUGAAUAUUACCCAGAGCAUACUUCUGUGCUUAGCACCAUUGACUUCGGAGGACGAGUAGUAAACAAUGAUCACUUUUUGUAUUGGGGUGACAUAACACAAAAUGGUGAAGAUGGAGUAGAAUGCAAAAUUCAUGUCAUUGAACAAACAGAGUUCAUUGAUGACCAGACUUUCUUGCCUCAUCGGAGUACGAAUUUGCAACCAUAUAUAAAACGUGCAGCUGCCUCUAAAUUGCAGUCAGCAGAAAAACUAAUGUACAUUUGCACUGAUCAGCUGGGCUUGGAACAAGACUUUGAACAGAAGCAAAUGCCUGAAGGGAAGCUCAAUGUAGACGGAUUUUUACUGUGCAUUGAUGUGAGUCAGGGAUGCAAUAGGAAGUUUGAUGAUCAACUUAAAUUUGUGAAUAAUCUUUUUGUCCAACUAUCAAAAUCAAAAAAACCUGUAAUAAUAGCAGCAACUAAAUGUGAUGAAUGCGUGGAUCAUUAUCUUAGAGAAGUUCAGGCAUUUGCUUCAAACAAAAAGAACCUUCUCGUAGUGGAAACAUCAGCACGAUUUAAUGUCAACAUUGAGACAUGUUUCACUGCACUGGUACAAAUGUUGGAUAAAACUCGUGGCAAGCCUAAAAUUAUUCCCUAUCUGGAUGCUUAUAAAACACAGCGACAACUUGUUGUCACAGCAACAGAUAAGUUUGAAAAACUUGUGCAGACUGUGAGAGAUUAUCAUGCAACUUGGAAAACUGUUAGUAAUAAAUUAAAAAAUCAUCCUGAUUAUGAAGAAUACAUCAACUUAGAGGGAACAAGAAAGGCCAGAAAUACAUUUUCAAAACAUAUAGAACAACUUAAACAGGAACAUAUAAGAAAAAGGAGAGAAGAAUAUAUAAAUACUUUACCAAGAGCUUUUAACACUCUUUUGCCAAACCUAGAAGAGAUUGAACAUUUGAAUUGGUCAGAAGCUUUGAAGUUAAUGGAAAAGAGAGCAGAUUUUCAGUUAUGUUUUGUGGUGCUAGAAAAAACACCUUGGGAUGAAACUGACCAUAUAGAUAAAAUUAAUGAUAGACGAAUCCCAUUUGACCUCCUGAGCACUUUAGAAGCUGAAAAAGUUUAUCAGAACCAUGUACAACAUCUCAUAUCAGAGAAGAGAAGGGUAGAAAUGAAGGAAAAAUUCAAAAAGACUCUGGAAAAAAUUCAGUUCAUUUCACCUGGGCAGCCGUGGGAAGAAGUUAUGUGCUUUGUUAUGGAGGAUGAAGCCUUCAAAUAUAUCACUGAGGCUGAUAGCAAAGAGGUGUAUGGUAGGCAUCAGCGAGAAAUUGUUGAAAAAGCCAAAGAAGAGUUUCAGGAAAUGCUUUUUGAGCACUCUGAACUUUUUUAUGAUUUAGAUCUUAAUGCAACACCUAGUUCAGAUAAAAUGAGUGAAAUUCAUACAGUUUUGAGUGAAGAACCUAGAUAUAAAGCUUUACAGAAACUUGCACCUGAUAGGGAAUCUCUUCUACUUAAGCACAUAGGGUUUGUUUAUCAUCCCACUAAAGAAACCUGUCUUAGUGGCCAAAAUUGUACAGACAUUAAAGUGGAGCAGUUACUUGCUAGUAGUCUUUUGCAGUUGGAUCAUGGCCGCUUACGGUUGUAUCAUGAUAGUACCAGUAUAGAUAAAGUUAACCUUUUCAUUUUAGGGAAGGAUGGCCUUGCUCAAGAACUAGCAAAUGAGAUAAGAACACAAUCCACUGAUGAUGAGUAUGCCUUAGAUGGAAAAAUUUAUGAACUUGAUCUUCGGCCAGUUGAUGCCAAGUCGCCUUACUUCUUAAGUCAAUUGUGGACUGCCGCCUUUAAACCACAUGGGUGCUUCUGUGUAUUUAAUUCCAUUGAGUCAUUGAAUUUUAUUGGGGAAUUUAUUGGAAAAAUAAGAACUGAAGCUUCUCAGAUCAGAAAAGAUAAGUACAUGGCUAAUCUUCCAUUUACUCUAAUUCUGGCUAAUCAGAGAGAUUCUAUGAGUAAGAAUCUACCAAUUCUCAGGCACCAAGGGCAACAAUUGGCAAACAAGUUACAAUGCCCUUUUGUAGAUGUACCUCCUGGUACAUAUCCUCGUAAAUUUAAUGAAACCCAAAUAAAGCAAGCUCUCAGAGGAGUAUUAGAAUCAGUUAAACAUAAUUUAGAUGUGGUGAGUCCAGUUCCCAUCAGUAAGGAUGUAUCAGAAGCUGACCUGAGAAUUGUCAUGUGUGCCAUGUGUGGUGAUCCCUUUAGUGUGGAUCUUAUUCUUUCACCCUUCCUUGAUUCUCAUUCUUGUAGUGCUGCUCAAGCUGGACAAAAUAAUUCCCUAAUGCUUGAUAAAAUCAUUGGUGAAAAAAGGAGGCGAAUACAGAUCACAAUAUUAUCAUACCAUUCUUCAAUUGGAGUAAGGAAAGAUGAGCUGGUUCAUGGGUAUAUAUUAGUUUAUUCUGCCAAACGGAAAGCGUCAAUGGGAAUGCUUCGAGCAUUUUUAUCAGAAGUUCAGGACACCAUUCCUGUACAGCUGGUGGCAGUUACUGACAGCCAAGCAGAUUUUUUUGAAAAUGAGGCCAUCAAGGAAUUAAUGACUGAAGGAGAACACAUUGCAACUGAGAUCACUGCUAAAUUUACAGCACUGUAUUCAUUAUCUCAGUAUCAUCGGCAAACUGAGGUCUUUACACUGUUUUUCAGUGAUGUUCUAGAGAAAAAAAAUAUGAUAGAAAAUUCCUAUUUAUCUGAUAAUACAAGGGAAUCAACCCAUCAAAGUGAGGAUGUUUUUCUACCAUCUCCCAGAGACUGUUUUCCAUAUAACAACUACCCUGAUUCAGAUGAUGAUACAGAAGCACCGCCUCCUUAUAGCCCGAUUGGAGAUGAUGUACAGUUGCUUCCAACACCUAGUGACCGUUCUAGAUACAGAUUAGAUUUAGAAGGAAAUGAAUAUCCUAUUCAUAGCACCCCAAACUGUCAUGACCAUGAACGCAACCAUAAAGUGCCUCCACCUAUUAAACCUAAACCAGUUGUACCUAAGACAAAUGUGAAAAAACUGGAUCCAAACCUUGUAAAAACAAUUGAAGCUGGUAUCGGUAAAAAUCCAAGAAAACAGACUUCCCGGGUGCCUUUGGCACAUCCUGAAGAUACAGAUCCUUCAGAUAAUUAUGCGGAACCCAUUGACACAAUUUUCAAACAGAAGGGCUAUUCUGAAGAGGUGUAUGUUGUCCCAGAUGAUAGUCAGACUCGCAUUAUUAAAAUUCGAAACUCAUUUGUAAAUAACACCCAAGGAGAUGAAGAAAAUGGAUUUUCUGAUAGAAUGUCGAAAAGUCAUGGGGAAAGGCGGCCUUCAAAAUACAAAUAUAAAUCUAAAACCCUGUUUAGUAAAGCCAAGUCAUACUAUAGAAGAACACAUUCAGAUGCAAGUGAUGAUGAGGCUUUCACCACUUCUAAAACAAAAAGAAAAGGAAGACACCGUGGAAGUGAGGAAGAUCCACUUCUUUCUCCUGUUGAAACUUGGAAAGGUGGUAUUGAUAAUCCUGCAAUCACUUCAGACCAGGAGUUAGAUGAUAAGAAAAUGAAGAAGAAAACCCACAAAGUAAAAGAAGAUAAAAAGCAGAAAAAGAAAACUAAGAACUUCAAUCCACCAACACGUAGAAAUUGGGAAAGUAAUUACUUUGGGAUGCCCCUCCAGGAUCUGGUUACAGCUGAGAAGCCCAUACCACUAUUUGUUGAAAAAUGUGUGGAAUUUAUUGAAGAUACAGGAUUAUGUACUGAAGGACUCUACCGUGUUAGUGGGAACAAAACUGAUCAAGACAAUAUUCAAAAGCAGUUUGAUCAAGAUCAUAAUAUCAGUCUAGUAUCAAUGGAAGUAACAGUAAAUGCUGUAGCUGGAGCUCUUAAAGCUUUCUUUGCAGAUCUGCCAGACCCUUUAAUUCCAUAUUCUCUUCAUCCAGAGUUAUUGGAAGCAGCAAAAAUCCCAGAUAAAACAGAACGUCUUCAUGCAUUGAAAGAAAUUGUUAAGAAAUUUCAUCCUGUAAACUAUGAUGUAUUUAGAUAUGUAAUAACACAUCUAAACAGGGUUAGUCAGCAAAAUAAAAUCAACCUAAUGACAGCAGACAACUUAUCCAUCUGUUUUUGGCCAACCUUGAUGAGACCCGAUUUUGAAAAUCGAGAGUUUCUGUCUACCACUAAGAUCCAUCAAUCUGUUGUUGAAACGUUCAUUCAGCAGUGUCAGUUUUUCUUUUAUAAUGGAGAAAUUGUAGAAACUGUGAACACUGUGGCUCCUCCACCACCUUCAAACCCAGGACAGUUGGUGGAACCAAUGGUACCGCUUCAGUUGCCUCCACCCUUGCAACCUCAGCUGAUUCAACCACAGUUACAGACAGAUCCUCUUGGUAUUAUAUAAGUAGGAAUUGAUUGCAGACAGCCUGAAAUUGACAAAAAGCAAAUCUAGGCAUGCAUGUUUCAGGGUUUAGUAGUAUACUUGAUUUUUCUUACAGGUAAUUCACAUUCAGAAUGAUGAAACAUUUUCUCUUUGAACUAUAUGGUGUUCCUUACUCACUUACAUUACAAAUCUAAGACCAUGUGAUAAGCAUGACUGGAGAAGUUUAAUUUUUAUAAACAAAAAUAGCUAUAAAAUGCAAAGCUGCUGUUGCAUGCAACCUUAUUGCAAUCAGUAUAUCAUUCCUGUGGCAUUUUCUGUCACAUUAUAUUGUGAAUAAAAUUUUUCUAUAGAAAUUAAAUGAUUUAAAAACUCACAUAUAUGAAACAUUUAAUGCUUUUCAGCCUGCCUUAUGGCUGAUUUUGUUAUUUGGUGUGCUAAUUUGGGCAAUUUAAUUUACAUUUUAGCAAUCUGUGUAGAUAACAAAAAGCCCAGUUAAGUAUUUUAUAAUUUCAGGCUACUUAUGCCAUGCUUGGGAUGUUGUUUGAAAGAAAGAAAAAUACACUUAACAUUAUUUCUGCACCUUCAUCUUCUAAGUAAACCUGUGGAUGAUUUGAUGAGGGGUAAAUGAACAUAUUUCUUGUACACGCAUACCAAGGACAUACUUGUGGCUAAAGUGAGUUGAUAAUGUUGUGCAAAGGAUAGUUGUCACCAGCUCAUUUCUUUAUGGUCCAUAAUGAAAUAAACAUCUUGUAUACUGUUAAUUCUGUAAACAGAUGCAUGUUCAAAAGAUCUAUGAUGGUCUUGUAAUCUUAAUCUAAUAUAUUUUAGAUAUUUUAAUUUUUUCCCUCUUGGGAAAUACAUUUAGUAUAGUGUAGAAAAUACUUCAUGACAUUUUCAUAUAAGGUUAUAUAACUUUUCAUACAUAAACAUGAAAUUUGUUGUAGAAAAUUCUUUAAACCAAACAUUUUAAUCUAGGACUUCAAUUUAAUCUGUUCCUUGAAUCUAUUUUUAUGUGGCCCUUUAAAACAUAUCCAAAAAUCCAUUGCUAAUAUAGCAAUAAAAAUACUUUGGGUACUGACAGCCUCUUUGGAGUAUGUAUAUAUAAAAUUGCAAACUUGUAUUCAUAUUCUUUUCUGUGAUAUGUUGUACUAAAAUCAAAAUGCUUUUGCACCAUUUUUUAAAACAGUUUUUUCUUUUGACGUUGGUACCAGAUUGGCUGUAAAUGACUGCUGCUUUGGGGGUUAAACAUUUGGUUAGUGAAGAUACAACCAGAACACUAAAUUAUGGAUAAAAAUUUCAGAAUAGGUGGCAUAGGUAAAUAUUUUUAGGCUUCAUUCAGAAUUCGUUUAUUAUCAAACCAUGCCAUUUUUUUCUGGAAAGAAAAAAAUGCUGUGUUUUUCAUUGUUAGGUUACAUUUUUCUGUAGGAAGAGGAAAUUCUUUGGUCCAUGUUGUAAUCUUCAUUCAUACUGCAAUUUUAAGGUUGUCUUAUGUGUAUUAUAGUAAAUAGAUGAUUUUGAGAUUCAAGGCUCCUAAGAGUUUGAUUUGCUCAUUUUUCCCUAAAAUAAAUACUGUCUUUCCCAACUGUUAUGUCCUAGGUAUUAUACUUCUAAUUUUAACUUCAGAAUCAAGAUGUCAACAUGAACCAGGCUGCUGUUGAAGUACAUGUAUAUUAUAAAUUAUCUUACUUGUGUUAUACUCUUAUGUGUUAUUAUCUUUUCUAAGAAAACAAAGUCCCUAUUAUUCCUAUUGCAAAGCACACAGGAAUUAAGAAAGUACAGUAAUUUUUAAAAAGAAAAAUCCGGUAAAUGUAGUAUUCUUAACUUGUUCUAUAUUACUUAAUAACCUAUUGUCUAUAUAGCUUUAAUUUAUAGCUGUCAGUUUAACAUUGGCAUGUCUGGCAAAGAAAAUUAAACUUUAAGAGUUUUAUAAACUGUUUCUAGGUUGCUAAAGAAUUUAUUUUUCUACUAUAUAUGGUAUAGACAAAGCUCAAAACUAUGUACAGGAAAAAAGCCUGACUAUUUCUUUUGGAAGUAGGCUGAAAAGAGAAUUUUCAGAACUGUUCUUGUCUUCAGUUCAUUUGGUCAUGACUUUGCUAUUGUAAUAUGUGAAUCCCAGUUUAUUUAAGCUAUUCUCUUUUAUACUAUGUUAAUUUAACUUUCAUGUACAUUUAGUACCAUUUUGUUUAGCAUUUACCAUUUUCCACAUUAACUACCUUACACCUUCCCCAAAACUUACCUCCACUUUUCUAUGCAUUCUAUAAUUGAUUUGAAAACCUUUGUAGGGCUCAUUUAAAAUUCUAAAUUUGGUUCAAUUAACCUGUAGGUUACAGUUAAUUGAAAAUUAAAGUACAGUUUAAAGCUCAGUCUGUUACACUGAAUUGAUUGCGUUUGUUUUUGCCAAGGGUUUAGAUAUGUUUUUAAUUAUCAGAAAAAUAAUUCUAAGAACAGAAUAAUAUAAUUAAACUUUUUCUUUGGUAAGUUACUGGAAGGUUUCACUGUUUAGGGACAUAUUAUAUAAUGAGACUUAAAGGAUGAAAAGAAUAUUAGAUAGUCUCAUAAUUAUGGGUAAAUAUUAAGGCAUUAUAUUUUACAAUUUUAAAUAAAAUUCCAUCCUCACACAUGUUGCCAUUGUUUCAUUUAAGCUUCAGUGCUUAUAGUUAUUACAAUAUUGUACUCAACAGUGUCUAGAUUAGCAAUAUAAAGAAGCAUAGUGGUACUCCUUUUCAAAUUUUUAGUAGAUUUAUUGGAAGACAAAUUCUAUUCAACAGACAGACACUAGGAUACACAAAUAAUUUUAGAACAAAAUUCUAGGCAUAAUACAUUUCCAUUUGAAAUAGUAUUUGUUUAGUAGUGCUUUUUCCCCCCUAAAAUUUACGCUGUAUAUACUGUAGGUAACAGCAAUCUAACUUAGCCAAAAAGCAUCUUUUAUUUUCCAUACUGUGUGUAAAUAAUGUAGACCUUUUUUCUGAGGUACUGGAAUUUAAUUUCUAAUAUCUCUUAGAUAUAAACAAAAGGGAACAAUUGAAAUAAGAAUUUAGGCCUUAGCUUCCAUGGUGAUUUUUAGUUUUUUAUACAGUAAUGUGAUGCUAUUUGUCAACUGGAUAUAAAUAUAUAUAUAUAAUUUUAAAAAGUCAGAAGUGCUUUGUUUCUUUGUUUAUAAUUAAUGUAAUUUUGUGCUUCACCCACAGGAUGCUGCAGUAAAUUAAAUAUCAGUGAAGCUUCUGUAUAAAGAAUGCUACGAAUAAAACAUUAAGAAGCUAUGUAAUUUUAAGUUAUAGUUGCCUCUAAUUUUACCAUUUCAUUGGUAAAAGCCUUUUUUCUUGGCGUAAAAUAAAAUAAAAAUAAAUUUGUCAAUAUGAUGAAAGUUUUAUUAGGGAGCUAUAUUAUUGAGCUUUUUACUAUACCAUGAGAGGAGAUCCAAAAUUCGUUUUGGAUGCAUACGUACUGGUGGAGAUUCAGUUUUUAAAUGUUCAGGAAAAGAUGGAUUGCUCAGAUUUCUGACUCAGCUGUUACCUGAACCUGAAUUUUGAGCUGCGGCUAGACAUUCUUUUGAGCUCCUGGAAAGAUUUUGAAGCCUAUUCUAGUUUAUUAGCAGAGCUGCUGACAUUGAAGAAUAUACUUUUGUUUUCUCUUCAUGGAUUAUGAAUAUUAAGCCCAGCUUUAUGGAUGUAUGUUCUCAGAACCUAUGGAUCUGGUAAAGUUUGUUUGACUUUAAUCUUUUUGUUUAUCUUGAAUUCAGUCAUUUUAAUUAAUUUUUAGGUUGAACAAUUUCUGAUUUGUUUCAGUGCUUUAUAGGUCUUAAUUUUUUUAUUGUAUUUGAACUCUUGGAAUUCUCAGCAGCCCUUUCAAUUUAUCAAACAUCUGGAAAUAAAAUUUUCCAAGAUGUAA
Molecule: messenger RNA, 8750 nt
Organism: Mirounga angustirostris (Northern elephant seal)
Lineage: Eukaryota; Metazoa; Chordata; Mammalia; Carnivora; Phocidae
Gene: ARHGAP5
Product: Rho GTPase activating protein 5
Exons: 7
Coding region: 372-4883 (1503 amino acids)
Biological process (GO): regulation of cell size; Rho protein signal transduction
Cellular component (GO): cytosol
Molecular function (GO): GTPase activator activity
Source: RefSeq, a predicted model, not a curated record